Molecule: messenger RNA, 1067 nt
Organism: Magallana angulata
Lineage: Eukaryota; Metazoa; Mollusca; Bivalvia; Ostreida; Ostreidae
Exons: 2
Coding region: 76-1008 (310 amino acids)
Molecular function (GO): protein binding
Source: RefSeq, a predicted model, not a curated record
AUUUCCUGUACUAGUAUCAAUUUGGCGUGUCCUUUAUACUAGAACUGAUAAAAAAAGAAGACAAGUCAAGAGGAAAUGUUUCAAGUUUUCGUGUUACUUGUUUUGCCUUUUUGGACGAGCGCUUAUUCAUAUAAGGGUGACAAAAAUGUGCAAAAACAAGUAAAAAUUCUCCAAAACACAGUGAACGAGUUGAGGGACCUUGUUCAUGUUCAGAAGCAACGAAACGAUUUCCUUGAACUCGAAAUCGUAAAGACUCGGAAUGAAAUGGAGCAAAUGAAAGAAAUUCAUCUUUAUGAAAUAAGGAAUUUAAAUAGUCGCGUAUCUAAUUUGGAGCUAAUUGAAGCCAAGUACAAUAGAGUUUUAAAAACGUUGAAGAGAAACUAUACGGAUAUCAAGAAAUACGUUUAUCCUCUAAACUCCCGUCUAUGGAGACUGGAGAAGAUACAUACGGCGAUGAUGGAAGUUCCACAGGGACUGAGAAAUCUUUCUGAUGCCAACUCAAGUGUGGAUAAAGAAAAAUCAGAAAACGGGAAUCGGGACGUCAACAGAAUUCAGAAGCGAUUCCUUACACCUCUAAUACCUCCAUCCACCUCUCACAAUGGCAUUGCAUUUUACGCGUACAUGUCGUCAAUACUACCUUCUCCAAGCCCAGAACACGUGUUGGUUUUUGACGUCGCCAAAACUAACCUUGGAAAUGCCUACCACCCUAAUACCGGUGUGUUCAUUGUACCAGAAUCUGGAGUAUACGUUUUCACUUGGACUUUUCGGAUUGGAGCAAUCAAUGACCAUAGCAUUCAGUUGAUGGUUAACAGAGAAGACGUUGGUACCGUUUAUUUUCAUACCAUUGACGGAGUAGAUGCCGAGGCGACAGGCAUUGUGGUUGCACAUGUAAACGCUGGAGAUGACGUUUUCGUUCGAACACACCCUCAACUCAAAAUCGGGACCGGUCAUUACAUCAAUAGUAAUACUUUUGGAAGAUCCUCGUUUGCAGGAUGGAAGAUUUUUUGAUGUUGCAAUUAUGUAAGAUAGAUGUCUACUUUCAAAAAUUAAAAUGAGUCAUAAAAUCA